Messenger RNA from Gopherus flavomarginatus (Mexican gopher tortoise), 1860 nucleotides. RefSeq names its product zinc finger protein 7-like. Gene Ontology annotation, biological process: negative regulation of transcription by RNA polymerase II. Gene Ontology annotation, molecular function: RNA polymerase II cis-regulatory region sequence-specific DNA binding; DNA-binding transcription repressor activity, RNA polymerase II-specific. The transcript has 5 exons. The record is from RefSeq and is a predicted model, not a curated record. The coding region runs from base 110 to 1405 and encodes 431 amino acids. NCBI's taxonomy places the organism in Eukaryota, Metazoa, Chordata, Testudines, Testudinidae.
GCAGGAAGAGAGCAAGGUACAGAGCUGACACCAGGGCCCACGCACUGCAAAAUGCAAGACGCUGCCUCCUGCAUUGUGACCCAGGGAGCUGAGCAGCUGCCGCUUCCCCAUGGAAGUCUGUGCUGGGGAGAGACCUUCCUUCAUGCUCCUUCUGCACCCUGCCAAGUGGGGGGGACUUUCUCCAGCUGGAUCUAGCCCCCUAGGGCAGCCCUGGGCUUUACCAGCAUCAGCCCUUGAGCCGGAGACUCCAGGCUGCAGUAUGACGCCCACGUCUCGCUCCAGCUCAUCCCAUCCGCCCAUGGGCCUGGGAAGAGAAAUGGCUGCAGAGGAGCCAGUUCAGGGGCCGGUGACCUUCGAGGAGGUGGCUGUGUAUUUCACCAGGGAAGAGGGGGCUCUGCUGGAUCCCACUCAGAGAGCCCUCUACAGGGAUGUCAUGCAGGAGAACUAUGAGAAUGUGACCUCGCUGGCAGGGUUUUCAGUCUCCAAACCUGAUAUGAUCUCCCAGCUGGAACAAGGAGAGGAGCCGUGGGUCCUGGAUCUCCAGGGUUUAGAGGAAAGAGAGAUCCUGACAGGUGCCUGCACAGAUGAAGGAUCAUUAAACCAAUACGCAGGUGCUUGGAAGGUGAGUGAGAACAAGGAGCAGAAUCCUCAGCAGGAAGAUGCUGAGCAAGUGGAAGGGCAUGGGGCAUUAUCGCAAAGACCCAGAGCGAGCCUGUUCAGAAGCCAUGAGCAGGGAAAAGCCGGUGAGAGUCAGUGCAGGCCAGAGAGGCUGCAGAGAAACCAGCCAAGGGAAAACGGGGAUAAAUCCAUUAACUGUCAGGGAAUUCACAAGGACCUCAAGGAAACCACAGCCCAGCAGAGACUCCCCACAGGAGAGAGAAACAACACAUGUGCUGAGUGUGGGAAAACCUUCAGUUGCCGUUCUGGCCUCAUUAAGCAUCAGAGAAUCCACACAGGGGAGAGACCCUUUGAAUGCGGUGAGUGUGGGAAAACCUUUGUUCGGAACUCACACCUUGUUACGCAUCAGAGAAUCCACACCGGGGAGCGACCCUACGAAUGCUGCGAGUGCGGGAAAAGCUUCAGCGACAGCUCAGCCCUUGUUACGCAUCGGAGAACCCACACGGGAGAGACGCCCUACGAGUGCCUGGAGUGCGGGAAAAAUUUCACUCGGAGCUCCAACCUUAUUAUGCACCAGCGAAUCCAUACAGGAGAGAGACCCUACGGAUGCUAUCAGUGCGGGAAAACCUUCGCUCGGCGGUCGAACCUGAUUAGACAUCAGAGGAUCUAUACAGGCGAGGGUCCCUAUAUAUGCGCUGAGUGUGGGAAAACAUUCCAUCAGAGCUCGGCCCUUGUUUAUCAUCAGAGAAUCUGCAAAGGAGAUCAACACUGCGAAAACCCUGUCUAGGGCUGGCAAAAGAGGGGGUUUUUUUGGUCCUCUAACACUUGUUAAUUCCCACAUAUUGACCUUUAAGCUAUUUGGCCCCUUUGCUUCACCGUGUUCUCUCAGCUCCCCUAGGCAAGUUAUCUGUUUUUGCCUUCUGCCGUUUGCCCUUUUCUGGGGUAAAUCCUGUGGUCCUGUCUCUCAAUUCCAUUGUCCUUUGAGUCUUGGAAGUGUGUGUCCAUCAGCCCCAGAUGGGAGAGAGGGGGGUGACUUCAGCUAACUAAAUCUACGUGGACCUCAUGUCCCCCAGGCCAGUGGUUCUCAAGAUUUAUUUUCUUUUCACGAACCACUUGAAAAUUGCUGAAGGUCUCGGCAGACCACGUAAUGGUCUUUCCAAAUGUUGUUGGAAAGCACUUUGGAUAAAAGUGCUAUAUUAAAAAAACCAAUAGUAAUGAAAGUUUUUUUGUUCUACAAAUAAA